AUGGGAUACCGCGGGAGUUGGGGAGAAAAGAACCUGGUCAGCAUGGACGACGAGGACGAUAUCGAGAAAUCGCCAUGGGACUUUGCAUUACCCGAAGAGAAGAAUGGCGCAUUCGAUUUCGAUGUGGAGAGGAGAUUGACCGUUACGGAGAUUGAAAUGGGAAAGGCUAUGGAUAUGGGGAAUAGUUACUUCGAAGAUACCGCGUCGGAGGUCGAGGAGAGAGAAUCAGUAGGUAGACCGAGUAUAGGGGUCGCAAGGACGGCGGAUGUUCAUGUUCUGUCUCGAACCGGGGUGCCGAGGCUAAUAGAGUAUAAGAAAUUAUGA
Messenger RNA from Alternaria hordeiaustralica, 324 nucleotides. RefSeq lists its product as uncharacterized. The record is from RefSeq and is a predicted model, not a curated record. Bases 1 to 324 code for a protein of 107 amino acids. Lineage: Eukaryota; Fungi; Ascomycota; Dothideomycetes; Pleosporales; Pleosporaceae. The transcript is spliced from 2 exons.